Messenger RNA from Coffea eugenioides, 360 nucleotides. Its product is annotated as putative receptor like protein 25. The record is from RefSeq and is a predicted model, not a curated record. Gene Ontology annotation, molecular function: protein binding. The coding region runs from base 1 to 360 and encodes 119 amino acids. Lineage: Eukaryota; Viridiplantae; Streptophyta; Magnoliopsida; Gentianales; Rubiaceae. The transcript has a single exon.
AUGAAUGCACUCUUCGGUGCAAUCCCUGAAAGCUUAUCUGAUUUGUAUUCAUUGAACUUCCUGAAUUUGUCACACAAUAAACUUUCAGGGCCAAUACCAUCAGGAAAUCAACUUCAGACCUUGACCGAUCCAUCCAUCUAUGAAGGAAAUAGUGGACUUUGUGGCAAACCGCUCCCAAACAACUGCUCGGAACACAAAUUGCUUGCCAAAAAUGGGCCUAUUGAUGAUGAUGAAGGCCACAGCGAGUCUGAUUGGUCUUGGUUUUAUGCUGGAAUCAUGGUUCAAAGUCGCGGUCGCGGUCGCGGUCGCGGCUUGGAACGUUCCACAUCGGUCUCGACAUAUCGGUCACGGUCUCGGUGA